Messenger RNA from Papilio xuthus (Asian swallowtail), 421 nucleotides. Its product is annotated as general odorant-binding protein 83a-like. Gene Ontology annotation, molecular function: odorant binding. The transcript has 4 exons. NCBI's taxonomy places the organism in Eukaryota, Metazoa, Arthropoda, Insecta, Lepidoptera, Papilionidae. The record is from RefSeq and is a predicted model, not a curated record. The coding region runs from base 32 to 421 and encodes 129 amino acids.
UCUUGUAGGUGGUGAUACUGUGAUUAUCAAAAUGCAAAUCAGUGCUAUUUUAAUCUGUUUAUUAGUGAUUCAGGGUUCACAAGUCCACGCGACCUUCAAACGGGGUAUCCUAGAAUGCGUUGAGGAGUCGAAAGUCAGCCCUCAAUUGGUUCUCCAGGUGACAUCAGGCAACUGGGAUGUUAGAGAAGAUUAUCGAUUGAAAGUAUGGGCUUUAUGUUUACUCCUUAAAGCUAAGAUGAUGUCUAAAGACGGCGUCUUCCAUUUAGAUGUUGCUCUUACUGGAGUUCCUGAAAAUGAGAGACGCACCGUUGACAAAGCUAUUGACGAUUGUCUGUACAAAACAAUCCACAAACCCGAAGAAACAGCUUGGCAUUUCCUCAGAUGUUAUCACAAAAAUCAUCCAAAAUACUCAUUUUUGUAG